Messenger RNA from Plasmopara halstedii, 666 nucleotides. Its product is annotated as Predicted coiled-coil protein. The coding region runs from base 1 to 666 and encodes 221 amino acids. Gene Ontology annotation, biological process: regulation of lipid metabolic process. The transcript has a single exon. The record is from RefSeq and is a predicted model, not a curated record. Gene Ontology annotation, cellular component: mitochondrion. Lineage: Eukaryota; Oomycota; Peronosporomycetes; Peronosporales; Peronosporaceae.
AUGUUGCCUAUGAUUAAGUUAGGCGGCUUGGUAGCUCGCACGUUAACAAAACCACUGGCGCGAGUUGUCAAGUCGCGAUCUAAGGCCCAUCCAUUGCUGAAUGCCACGUGCGAGCAUUUGGGCCAGCAGCAGCACCGAAUGAGUAUGAAGCUACACAUGGGUUUUCGAGGCAUCUCGAACUACACUAUCAAGCCACUGCCGGCGGAUCAAGCCGUAGAGCAUGGUGCAGACCUAAUAGGUGAACUGCUAAUAUUUUCAGUGGCCCUGGGAGUCGCUUCGCUCGAGUACUCGCGCUCAGCCGCCACCGCACGCUUAAAGGAGGCCAAACAGAAAGAGUUGCAGCUGCAAGAAGAGCGUGAGUUGGAGGCGCGUUUCGAGUAUUUAGAGUCGCAGGUAGUAUGGCUAGAAAAUUGCUUGAUGGCAAUUACGAAAAUAAUAGAGAACGAGAUUGGUACAAGGCUGGAAGUGCUUGUGACUGAAGACAAACGAUACAAGGAGAAAGAGAUUAUGAAGCUCAAGCCUUUGCGCGCGCACAGGCGAGAACAGCAAAAUCUUGACAUGCAUGUUGGUGUUGACAUUGACGACAAAGUAGCCGAAGGAGCCACAUCAUCGAUUGCAAAGGUUUGGGCUACUACAUACAAUGCAGUGUCUGGAUUGUUUAAGUAG